This is a messenger RNA of Adineta ricciae, 867 nucleotides long. Lineage: Eukaryota; Metazoa; Rotifera; Eurotatoria; Adinetida; Adinetidae. The record is from the annotation of a GenBank genome assembly.
AUGGCCAUGGCUAAGAAUACAACACAAUGUUUUAUAUGUCGGAAAUUCAAACGAAUCACAUUUCUUUGUAAAGGAUGUCCGAAAGAAUUUUGUAAAAAAGAUUUUCCUGAACAUCAACAACAAUUAAAUGAUCAAUUACAUUUUAUUAUCAAUGAUUUUGAUCAAUUUAAACAAAAUAUCAAAGAAAAUCAAAUUAAUUCUUCUUUUAUUGAACAAAUUAAUCAAUGGGAACAAAAUUCUAUUCGAUUAAGUAAACAAACUGCUGAAAAUUGUCGAAAAGAAGUUUUCGAUUAUUCCGAAAAACAUUCAAAUGAAAUUGAAGAAAAAUUCCAACGAUUAAGUGAAGAAAUCAAAGAAAUGCAAAGAGAAGAAGAUUUCAAUGAAUUCGAUUUAGAAAAUUUAAAAGAAAAAUUAAACAAAAUUAAUCAAGCAUUUUAUGAUCAAUCGAACAUUUUCAUCAAAGAAAAUAAUCAAGGAUUUAUUAAGGAAAUUUCAAUUAUUUCAACAAUUAAUUUUUCUCAUUUAGAUAAUUCGAAUUCCUUGUCAAUCGAUUCUUUCAACAAUUUAACCAGACAAAUUUCAAUGAAUCAACAAAAAAAAAAGAAAUUUCGACAAUUCGGAAGAAUUGUUGCUGAAGGAAAUCAAUCAUAUCAAAUCUAUCAUCCUCAUGGAAUCUUUGUUGAUCAAAAUAAAAACAUUUUCAUUGCUGAUUGGGUAAACCAUCAUAUUAUUGAAUGGAGAUCCAAUGAAACACAAGGAGAAAUCAUUGCGGGUGGAUAUGGACGAGGAAACAGAUUGGAUAAAUUGGAUAGACCGACAGAUAUGAUUGUUGAUGAUCAGAAUCAUUCAAUCAUCAUUGCUGAUUAG